AUGCGCGUCCUAUUACCAUUGAAGAAGAAGCUUGACGACCCCAACUCUCAGGAACACGGACUAGUCGAAGGAGACGAGUCAUUCGACAGCGAAACGGGAGAAUACUUGGUGGCGGAAGACGAACAAUCGCAAGAGGAACUAGAAGAAUCAGAGACUGCUGAAACCGCUGAAAGCAGCGAGGAAGAAGACGAAGACGGAGAAUUUCUAGAGACUGUUGUAUCACCCGCAGCUCCUGACGCUCGCCCUGUCGCAUCGUCUGGUAACGCCCCACAACAGCCAGAAACCUCAGCAAAGCCAUCAGCGGGUGACCAAAUCGCCCAAGUCGGCUCUCCCGUUACCGCUUCUUUGAAGGUCUCCACGGUUGCUGCUGCUGCCGCACAAGAACAACAACAAUCCGAAUUGGAACAGAGCUUGUCGACCAGGGGCGAGAAUUGCAGUGACAACAACAGUGAAGAAACAAACGUUCCGUCUGGUCCUACCCUCGAAACACGCUUUGACAAGAAGAGCAAGUCACAAGAAGCAUCCAAAAAGGACGACAAACCAGCAUCCGUCGAGACGCAGGGCAAAACCACCCAGAGAACUGUAGCAGCCCUGCCUUGCACGCACGUUGCUGACGCUCCUAUCCAAUCUACAACAAACCCAUCCGCUGCUUCGGAUACUGUUGCCGUUGCGAGUCCUCCUCGAAUUCGAAAGCGACGAGCUCCGACGCCGCCAGCUUUGCUUGAUUCCAAGCCACCGUUCAAAAAAGGACGAGACUCCAAACUUCCGGCAAAAUCGCUGCCCACAAGCGAGGACAGCGCAACUACAACAAACAAUAAGAAAAUGGCUGGAGGAAGUCGUGGUGGACGGAAGCUUUGGACGACGUCGGGAGCCUCUUCCUAUUACGUCGAGACCCCCAACAAUGGUGGUCGAGAGGAUGUUUCUGGCAGCAGCGACGAUGGGGCUGAAGUAGAUGUACGAUUUGCCUACAACGACCCCGCGUCAAUGACCAAUUCUUCCAUGGCCAACAGCAGCAAUAGUAGUGGAAGCAAUAAUCGCAAGAACAACAACUACAACCGAAGCAACAGUUUUCAGCGCGACUGUGGGCGAGACGAUGUAGAUGUCCGAGAACGUGAUUCGAUUGUGGAUCGUCCUGAGGGUGAUGAUGAUCUUUUCGCGCUGGCGCUCAAGAAACAAGGACUGGAAAUUGUGGAACAGGAAGGCGAUGGGAAUUGCCUGUUCAGAGCCAUUAGUCUGCAGGUUUACGGAGAUGCAUCGAUGCACGGAGAGGUCCGACAUCGAUGCCUCGAAUUCAUGCAAUACAUUCAACGCAAACGGCAAGAUGGAGUACAUGGGAACAACCCCGAAAUUCAAGCCAUUAGCGAAUUGUUCAACCGACCUAUUGAAGUCCUCGUUCCUGAAAAUGGGGCAAAGCCGCUCAACAUUUUUCAUGCCGAAUACAAGACACAAGAUGCGCCAAUCCGACUAUCGUAUCACGACGGAAAUCAUUACAACGCCGUCAUUGAUCCGCUGGUGCCUACAGCUGGAUUGGGAUUGGGUCUGCCCGGUUUGCAACCCGGUCUCGCCGACAAGAUGCAAAUGGCGAAGGCCGUUGCAGAAUCUGACAAAAUGGCCGACCAGACUGAAUUUGAGCGGGCCCUGGAAGAGUCCCACAAUGAUCAAUUGCAGCGAGCCAUCAAGGAAUCGACGCUAACAGAAGACAAUAUGUAUCAGCACAAGGCCCUUUCCUUGUCAGACUGUGACGCCACAAACUUUGAACUGGAGCAGGCUGUCCUUGAAAGCUCCCUGGAAUCGUUUCGAGCGUUCGAACACGGCAGAAAGCAGGCUUCCUCGUCGCCUCCCGCGCAUGCGGUUGGAAGGCGAAAGCGGCAAGCAAGUCUUCCACAGCAGAAACGCGCAUCUCAUAGUGCAACGACUACGAGUUCUGUUGCGUCAAUGCCCAACGAAGCCCGACAAGACACUGGUGGCAGUUCAGUUCCUCGGGCUGCUUCAGCGGCAGUAGCCUCUACGUCAGUUGCUGCAGCGCCUGCAGUUGCAAGUCGACCUUCUAGCAAUGACAUCAAUGGCGAGACUGUGGCCGGCCCCAUGGCGGCAGAGCAUUAUCCUCAAUCGGUGCAGGAACUUGUGAUGAAUGGAUUCGAGCUACGGAAAGUCGUACGCGCUUACGAGCUGGUCGGCGACAACUUUGAUGAUCUCUUGGGCUUCCUCAUGUCCAACACAGCAUAA
Seminavis robusta is the source of this 2226-nucleotide messenger RNA. The record is from the annotation of a GenBank genome assembly. Lineage: Eukaryota; Bacillariophyta; Bacillariophyceae; Naviculales; Naviculaceae.